This is a messenger RNA of Lecanosticta acicola, 942 nucleotides long. NCBI's taxonomy places the organism in Eukaryota, Fungi, Ascomycota, Dothideomycetes, Mycosphaerellales, Mycosphaerellaceae. The record is from the annotation of a GenBank genome assembly.
AUGCAGACUUCCCGGCUUCUCUCACGAGCUUGCGGCAAGAGCUUCGACCUGAAGACCAUCAUGCGGAACAAUGUUCGCCAAUUCGCUUCCGGAGACAUUUUCCCUCGGUCUGCGCGAUACGUGAAAACCAAGCCAACCGAGCCAGCCAACAACUUGACUCCGAAAGGUCUUAUCGCCGCUCCUCAGCUGAAUACAUAUCAAACGCAUCUACGCCAGAUUCAUACGGACUUCCACGCGGCACCGCCGGCACUCGUCCGAAGCUUCUUCAUUUACCUGCAGCCGCAUCUCACCUUCGAGCGCGCUCGAAAGACCCAAGAAGCUACCGAUACACUCAUCCGCAAAUUGUACAGCAAUACCAAGGAGCCAUUCUUUGAUCGCCCUGCAGUGAUUUCUGAAAGCCCGCACACUAUUGUCGGCCAACAUGCAAUACAUUUCAGCAUGGAACUUCCCGCUGAAGCCUACGUAGUUUUCAACGUGCUCGACAUAUUGAACGCCUUCAAGAACGCCUCCAUCGCAAUUCAUUACUACAAUGCGCCCCAAUUCCAUCGACUUAGGCUUCAUCUGGAGUCAGGAGAGCACGACGUCGAAGGACUCUGCAAAUCCACUGUGCUGCCACCAUCGGACAAGCGCAGGUUCAUUAUGCAGCUGCAACGUGGAAUAUGGGAAGAGGACCUUGAAGCAUCUGGGAAGUUGCUACAAGCUAUGAACGUGGAGGUCGAAACUGAGCUGAUCCCCACUGGCAUCAUGACGGGGAACGUCAAAGGUCCAGUCGCUGUAUUGACUUUGCCUUCGGACCGCCUGGAUGCUAUUGUUGCCCUGAAAGAGCGACCGGAAUUCACGGCUUGUGAAGAUGCUGACGUUAUAACUUUGGCCAAGUUCUUGGACAACCCAAUGUGGCACGCGCACACCAUGUGGAUGGAGUUUUUCGGCAAGGAUGAGUAG